AUGGGGGCCGUCGUGAAGACGACUCUGCCGCUCCAGGUGCUGUGUGAAAUGGAGGAAGAUGGUUCUGACCUCGACUCCUCUGGCCUGAUGAAUAGCUGCCUCUCUGAGAAACAGGCAUAUCCUCCGAAGCCCCUGCUCCUCCCAGGGGUCACCGCAGAGGUCAGGGAAGCGGUCCCACCAGACGUCAAGCUGGCAGCCGUAGCAGGAAAGAAGGGCAAGAAGCCGGAGGAGGAGGAGGAGCAGCAGCAACCGGCGGCUGCAGCGUCACCGGCGGCUGCGACGGCAACACCGGCUACGGCACCGGCAGCAGCAGCAGAAGAGGAGGAGGAGGAGUAUGUGGUGGAGAAGGUUCUAGACCGACGACUGGUGAAGGGAAAAGUGGAGUAUCUGCUGAAAUGGAAGGGGUUUUCAGAUGAGGAUAACACUUGGGAGCCGGAGGAGAACCUGGACUGUCCUGACCUUAUUGCAGACUACAUACAGAAGCACAAAGACAAGGAGGAGAAAAAGAAGGAGGGCAAGAGGAAAACUGCCAGUGAGCCCUCAGGAGAGUCGGAAGAACGUGGGAGCAAACGGAAGAAAGAGGAAGGUGAGAAGGCCAGAGGUUUCGGCAGAGGUUUGCAACCAGAGAGAAUUAUUGGAGCAACAGACUCAAGUGGAGAGCUAAUGUUCCUCAUGAAAUGGAAGAACUCUGAUGAAGCUGAUCUCGUCCCGGCCAAGGAGGCCAACGUCAAGUGCCCACAGGUGGUUAUCUCUUUCUAUGAGGAGCGUCUGACCUGGCACUCCUACCCCACGGAGGAGGAGGAGAAGAAGGAGGAGGAGAAAAAAGACGAGUAGAGGAGCAGACAGAGGUGUGAAGAGAAGGGAAGUGUGGAGGUAGGGCAGGAAAUCAACCACAUGCUGGUGAACUGUUGUCCAGGUUACAUCUAACAGCUUUGGUGGGAGAACAUCAGUUUGCUUGGAUGCCAGUGUAGCUGACAGAGGGGAACAAGGUUUGUUUUCCUGCCCUUGAAGGAGAUGCUGCACUUUCCUUUCCCCAAAAGAUGCUCCCACCUGUGUCUCCGCUGAGAAUGUCUUUGUAUUUAGUUCCUUUUUGUUUUUAAUAGUAUGUUGACACUCAGUGCCUCUUAUUUGCAUUUAUUUCUGUCAUCAACAACAUGUCAUUCAAUGUGAGCUGGUGCCUUUGUACUCCCAAUAUUCCUCCUUAGUUAUCACAACGUGAAUAUUGAUUUUAUGACACUUAAAUUACUUAGCGUUUGUCUCCUGCAUGUUGGUUACAUGAGCCAGAACUAGUGGUAGCUGAGUGUCUCUCCUCCCAGUCACUGGCCAUCAUUUAAAGACACUGACAUGUGGCUUCAUAGGGAGGAUACCCCCCCCUUUGUCAGGAUGCACAGGAGGGAACACCUUUUAAAGGGAAAGAGCUGAUGGAGUCAUGACACAGUGGUUGGAAAGUGUUUAUCUCUUUCAUAAUAGUUUUUUUUUCUCUGUGCCACCGUGGUUCUUAUUAAACACACAGGUUUAAUACAAAUGCUACAUCAACAGAGGUGAGAAUGUGUUAUUGUACAUGACUAAUCGCGGCAUCGCCUUUCAGAUGUCCUACCAUCUAGUAUGGCAACCCUCAAAUGAGAAAUGUCAUCAGAAUGGGCUUCAUUCCAGAUCUUGUUUAAUGUUUGACGUUAAACUGUCUGCUCAGAUUUAAGCUUUCAGAAUCCAGCAUGUAGCUUAAGUUCGGUGCUAUUUCCCAUUUUGCUGACACCGAGGUAUAAAAUAUCUUUUCAAACACAGUGUUUUCAGUAGUUUUCACUACUUCACUGACCUCCUUCGUUAAUCUGGGUGCCCAGACGGCGUACACGCAAAUGAGCAUCUGGCUAGUUAGUCACAGCUGCACAGGAAUCUCUGUAAUUUACUGUUACACUUGUCCAGGCAUUAGCAGAGUUGUGUUGACGUAGUGACACCUGCAAAUGAAGCCUUUUCCCGGCGAUAAUCAGAGGACCAGCUCCAAGCUCUCAACAGUCUUGUCUGUAUACAAGGAGCAGAAUUAACCCCACUGUGUUUUUAAAUGUAUCUUAACCUUGGUUGUUUUUACCACUGACACUUGCAGAGGUUUUAUAGGCUGUAUUGUUUUUAGUAUGCACUGACCGGGUCACACUCAAGACACAAUGAUGGACUACAUUGUACGUAGUUUUCCUUUCUUGCAAACGGCACUCUUUUACAAUAUUUGCAACAAAUAUAAAAGCAGAAAGCUGUAAGAAUCGGCACAAUAAUAACUGAAUAUACGUGUGCAGCCUGAUGCUCAGUUAUGGUGUUGAACGUACCUCGGCAGUGCUAAUGUGUAAACUGUGUUCAAGCUAGAAUAGUAGCUUCCUCUGUUAGCAGACCUGGGUUAGCUGGUAAAGUCCCUGCUUGCUGAAUCAGUUCCACCAAUUGUAGAGGAACCAGUUCACAUAGUUCCACUACAAUUUUAGUAUUAUGACUUAACGGUUCUGCUCACUGACUGACUUUCUGUUGAACUUCUGGGAUUGAAUCAGCUGCACCGGGGUUUGCUCUUUAGAAUUUUAUCUUGUGUCUGCUUCUUUCUUGAAUUGCUUUAGCUUGUGUCGUCCUGUUGCAUGUUAAUAUUGGUUUUCCUUGAAAUGUCAGUCACAUUUAAACUACUACUACUUCUACUUUGAACAAUAAAGUCUUUUGUUUUUGUAAAGUG
This is a messenger RNA of Betta splendens (Siamese fighting fish), 2698 nucleotides long. It is a transcript of the gene cbx1a, whose product is annotated as chromobox homolog 1a (HP1 beta homolog Drosophila). Lineage: Eukaryota; Metazoa; Chordata; Actinopteri; Anabantiformes; Osphronemidae. The transcript is spliced from 6 exons. The record is from RefSeq and is a predicted model, not a curated record. Gene Ontology annotation, molecular function: chromatin binding. Bases 1 to 834 code for a protein of 277 amino acids. Gene Ontology annotation, biological process: chromatin organization; negative regulation of transcription by RNA polymerase II. Gene Ontology annotation, cellular component: pericentric heterochromatin; nucleus.